Molecule: messenger RNA, 1117 nt
Organism: Dendrobium catenatum
Lineage: Eukaryota; Viridiplantae; Streptophyta; Magnoliopsida; Asparagales; Orchidaceae
Product: protein TPX2
Exons: 6
Coding region: 148-735 (195 amino acids)
Biological process (GO): activation of protein kinase activity; regulation of mitotic spindle organization; mitotic spindle assembly
Cellular component (GO): mitotic spindle; nuclear microtubule
Molecular function (GO): microtubule binding; protein kinase activator activity
Source: RefSeq, a predicted model, not a curated record
GCUUCUCUUCUCCGAAGGUUAAGAAAACUAGCUAGCUAGCUUCUAUUUUCUGAUAGUCCUCCAACCUUUCCUCUUAGUUCUAUACAUCUCCUUCCUAUAAACUAGCAUGAGUUGAGCUGACUCGCCUGUUGUUGAUUUUUUUGUCUUAUGCUACUGAAGUACAUCAAGUAUAAUGCUGUGAGUCGCAGCUCAAAUGGCAGAAAAUCUGGGAAGGGUGGCCAACUUCAGCCUGUUAAACUCCACACUGAGCAGCGAGCUGGACCAGCAAAGGAACCAGGCUUUGUUCGAAAAGUUCAGGAGUAUGUUGCUGAAGAUCCUCCUAAACAUCUGCCAUUAAAUAAUGUGAGAACUCAGAAUCUAUCAAAGCUCUCUGUAAAGGAGCAAACAAAAACACAUAACUUCAAGCUUCAUACGGAAGAAAGAGCAGCAAGACGGGCUGGAUUUAACCAUUUGGUUGCUAGCAAGAUUAGCACAAUGGAGAUUCUGAGGCGGUUUGAGGAGAAAAUUCAGAAGGUUAUAGAAGAGGAGGAAAUAAAGAUUAUGAGGAAAGAUAUGGUACCCAAAGCUCAGUUGAUGCCCAUAUUUGACAGGCCAUUCCUUCCACAAAGGUCAACAAGGCCACUAACAGUUCCAAAAGAGCCAAAUUUUCGUUUCCUUGGUAAAAAUUACGGGUCUGCGCAGGAUUCCUACACUGUUUAUCAGUAUUUCAGCCAAAAUGUGAAGGCCAUCAGAUGAUUGAUCUUCUUUUGAAAUUAGGAUUUCAUUUAGGUUUGGUUUGAGAUAACUUUCUUAUUGCUUUCUAAAGAAGCUUUUUCAUAUAAAAUUUUUUUUAAAUUGAAAUUUUUGUACUAAAAAGUUGAUUUAGAAAGCAAUAGGAAAGAUGUCCCAAACGAAAACUUAGAUUCUUAAGUUGUGCUUCAUAUUUUUCCUUGACAUUUGGGUUUGUGCAUUCAUUUUAAUACUUUUUUUUAAAAUAUUUUUGGAGUGAGUAGUGAGGAGUAAGGGCACCAAGAUUUCACGUUUGGGCUAUGAAGCUGGUGCUCGUCUUACAACAGAAGGUUUCUUGAUCUGUAUGUAAUAAGUGUUUAUUUGCUUAUCUAAUCAUGAUUUUUUUUUA